Molecule: messenger RNA, 919 nt
Organism: Drosophila takahashii
Lineage: Eukaryota; Metazoa; Arthropoda; Insecta; Diptera; Drosophilidae
Source: RefSeq, a predicted model, not a curated record
UCAUCAGACGCCGCCUCUUUAGAAGCAGGCUACGUUUUGGCAUUUCUAAAACCAUUACACAGUCCUCAGACUUUUUUUUAUCAAUUACUUUAUAGCACACAAACACGUCCCAAGAAUGGUGAACAUCCAGGGAUGCACCCGGAUGAUGGUGAACCGCUGCAUCGAGCUCCUGCGGGCUCGGAUCGAAUGCGCCUCCACGCGUCACAUCGCCAGGCGCUACCAGCGUCCCAGGGAUGAGGGUAAGGCUCCUAGCCAGUAUCUUCCCGAGGAGCAGGUGGUCAGGGAGCGGGAGAAGGCGGACAUCUACAAGAAGAACAAGCGGCGUUCCAUGUGGGAGCAGGACGAGGGUCACGGAGGUCGAAUCUCCGGAAGGGACGAGCAGGAGCGCUUCGAUGAGGAGCAGUACCGACCGCGGGAGCUGCAGAAGCGCAACUACGACUGCACCUGGGUCAAUUUCCCGGAGAGUGUGGCGGCCAAGCAGAGCCGCAGGCGAAGCUACCUGGAGGUGAUGGAUGAAGAGGAGACACCUCGACGUCGCAGAAAUCAGGAAGACCGACCGAAUACAGCCAAACCCUUUGAUGAGGAGGCCCGUGCCUUCAUCAACCAAUGGGACACCAAUGCGGCCAUGAUCAAUCGCAACCGAUUUGCCCGGACCACCGAUUCUUGUCCGCCACCAACUAUAUCUUCCCGGAUGUCAGAUGCCUAUCGCACCCGGAAACGCCAGUUCUUAUACUAGUACUAUUUGGGGCUUUACUCGACAGUAUCGGCGUAAGAAAUUCUAACGAUUGUACUUCCUAGUAGCCUGAUCAAAUUGUUAGUGCACAAGGCAUCCGAUUUUAAAGUGUCAAAAUCCGAAAACGUAUUACAAUGUUGUGUGUCCAGAUGUGAUUUCAAUAUCCAAAUAAAAUAUCAAAAUUUA